CUCAUCCAUCGCAGACAAUCUUUCUUACUUGCGCCUCAGUAACCUCCUCAGCGUGCACUAUGGCAGAUCAAGGCCCAAAGAAAGUCCCCUCAAUCCCUGUAUGGCAGCAAAAGUCCUCUCAAGACCUGCCGCAACCCAGCGCAGACGAUGAACCUUCAUCUGACACAACCUCGACAACCUCUUCGUCUCCAGAACUCUCUGUCCUCGAACAAGCCCGCAAAUUCCUCGAGGAUGAAUCAAUACGAGACGUCUCUCGAGAGCGCAAAGCCGCCCUCCUCGAGAAGAAAGGUCUAAGUUCAGACGAAAUCCACCAACUUCUCGAUUCAGAACACCCGUCCUCCGACGACACACCCUCAGACCUCAAGACUGUCCACGACAGCACACAAACACUCAACAACAAGGCACCUGAAUCCUCAUCUCCCUCGGCCUCACCUUCUUCUACACAGACACCAGAGUCAACCACAUCUCCCAGACGCGACAUCCCCCCUAUAAUCACAUACCCGGAGUUCCUCGUCAAACCCACCAAACCACCACCGCUCGUCACCUUCUCCCGCCUCGUGAACGCCGCCUACGCUUUCGCCGGCCUCGCGACCCUCACAUACGCCGCAUCUAACUACAUAGUCGAGCCCAUGCUCGAAACCUUAACUUCCGCUCGCCAUGACCUCUCCUCAACCGCGCUCUCCGACCUCGACCAGCUCAAUUCAAAACUCGAAUCCGUCGUCUCCCACGUCCCCUACAUAGCCAGCACCCAGCAUCCCAAACCCUCUGACGAAACCCUCUCCGACACGUCCUCCGACUCGGACCCAACAGAGCUUUUCCACCGCGACAUCGCGACGCAAACAUCACCUCACCCCUCACCCUCUCCGUCCGAGUCGUCCCCAUACGGAUUCGCCGCUUCAGACCCGACAGCCCGCCAAUCCACGCGCCUGCGCUCUCUGCACGGCACGCUCUCAUCCCUCCUCACGUCCACGGACACGCACUUCGCCCAGGACAAGCUGAAGGAGAGUGUGACCGACUUCCAGACCGUUCUCGACAAGCUUUCCAAUACCUACAACCCCUUCCAGACAAGUUAUAGCGGGUCAUCAUUCACGAGUUAUACUUCCACUGGCGUUGGUGCCAAUGCCGAAGAUAAAAGCAGGACAAAGAAAUCCUCCACGUCGGAUAAUGAAGCCGCAAGGUUCAGAGCAGAGAUCCGCGCGCUGAAGGGCGCCUUCUUGAGUUCAAGGAAUUUUCCGACGGCGAGGCCCGCGGCGCCUUUUACUUUGCCUGGCAGUGCGAGAUGAGGAUUCCGGGUUGAGUCUGAAAUCGAAUGUGGAAUUGCUGAUUAGCGUAGCGGAGCCUCAGAAUCGUUCUGCACUAUCUGCAAAAAUGAAGCAAAUCAAGUGCUGUUGUUUGGCUCAUGCAGCAUAAUGGUGCUGUAUAUAGGACCACUUCUCGACGAACAACUCGGUUGUCUGCCGUGGAGUCGUUAUCGUACUCCCAACGUGACAAUACCUCAGUUCUCAACGGCGCCUUGUUAAGUAGAGAGGGUAGCCUUCCUCCUACAAGUAGUAUAGGAUAGCAACACUCAAACAUGUCAGCAUCCAGAGUCCAAAACAAAUCACAAAGCACACUUUAUCGUUU
Exophiala xenobiotica is the source of this 1623-nucleotide messenger RNA. RefSeq lists its product as uncharacterized. Gene Ontology annotation, molecular function: signaling receptor binding. The transcript has a single exon. The record is from RefSeq and is a predicted model, not a curated record. Gene Ontology annotation, cellular component: peroxisomal membrane; peroxisomal importomer complex. Lineage: Eukaryota; Fungi; Ascomycota; Eurotiomycetes; Chaetothyriales; Herpotrichiellaceae. Gene Ontology annotation, biological process: protein import into peroxisome matrix, docking. Bases 60 to 1283 code for a protein of 407 amino acids.